Molecule: messenger RNA, 594 nt
Organism: Brenthis ino (lesser marbled fritillary)
Lineage: Eukaryota; Metazoa; Arthropoda; Insecta; Lepidoptera; Nymphalidae
Source: the annotation of a GenBank genome assembly
AUGCCUGAAAGGUUUCCUUCGAGUCAACGAAAAUCAAAUAAAAUGUCUAUCUCAGCGUUCAGAAGGAAGAAGCUCCUGUACGUCUUCAACGUUUUCUUUGAUGUCAAUCAAAGUGGCACCAUCGAGAGGAAAGACUUCGAGCUAGCAAUUGAGAAAAUCUGCCAUCUUCGCGGUUGGAAGCCGGGCGACACAAAAAACACGGAGACACGCGAGGUCAUGAUCAAGAUUUGGGAUGGUCUGAGGAAGAGGGCUGACUCCAAUAAAGAUGGACAGGUAUCCGUAGAAGAAUGGGUGUCCAUGUGGAAUGACUAUGCUCAGAAUCCAUCAGCGGCUUUGAAGUGGCAGCAACUUUACUGCCAGUUCAUGUUCCAGCUGGAAGACGCUAGUGCUGACGGCACCAUUGACUGUGAUGAGUUCACUACAGUCUGCUCCUCCUAUGGCAUUGACCCUCAGGAGUGCAAGAUGGCUUUCAGCAAGAUGGCCAAGGGAAAGGCGAAUGUCUCAUGGGAAGAGUUCCAGGAGCUGUGGAAAGAGUACUUCUCCACUGAAGACCCGAACGCGCCCGGAAACUUCAUAUUUGGAAGAACUACCUUC